Molecule: messenger RNA, 580 nt
Organism: Danio aesculapii
Lineage: Eukaryota; Metazoa; Chordata; Actinopteri; Cypriniformes; Danionidae
Product: membrane-anchored junction protein
Exons: 4
Coding region: 164-580 (138 amino acids)
Biological process (GO): homologous chromosome pairing at meiosis; meiotic attachment of telomere to nuclear envelope
Cellular component (GO): nuclear inner membrane
Molecular function (GO): DNA binding
Source: RefSeq, a predicted model, not a curated record
AAUUUACAGAGACUUGCUGCAUAGGUUAUUUGUUCCAGCUAGCUACAACUGUUUAGCAUUCUUGAUUUCUGUUAACUAUUAUUUUAUUCCUGUAAACUGUUUGUUACAUAAUGUUUAUUUUUCGAUUUUGUUUCAUUUUUUUUCCAGUGUUGCAUUUGUUACUAUGUCAAUCCAGGCUUUUACCUUCCCUAUACCCGAGACCAGGUUUUUCCUGGCUGAACAACAUGUUUUCAAAUUCAAGAUAAGACGAGGAGACAUGAGCAGCAUUGAGGAGGAGGACAUGCUGAAUGGGGCGCUAGUCAGUGAGGAGCUGGAGAAUGCUGUGCGUGCGGUUCUGGCAAACUUAGAUGAUCUUCAUCCUUUCACAACUCAAAAUUUCAACAUUUUUCCUUACAAAAGGAAAUGGGAACAAGUGUCCAAAAUGAGGUUCAUAAAAAAGGGUCUAGAACUUAUCCCAUAUCCCUUCCUAAUAACACUGUACGUGGAGUAUCGUGAACCAGCCUUUCAACACACAGGUGAGAGCCCUCUCUACUACUACACUUCUACACUAUACGAUCUCUUCGCUACAAUACAUACUUGA